AUGGCAACAGAAGAACUACCACAAGUGAAGCUAUACUGGCUCAACGACUCCCGCUCCCAAAACACCCUCUGGCUCCUCGAAGAACUCAAGAUUCCCUACACAGUCCAACUCUUCCGCCGCGCCCCCAACCGUCUCGCGCCCCCCGAGCUCGAAGCCGUCCACCCGCUAGGCAAAGCGCCCGUGCUAGAAAUCACGCCCACCCCCAGCGAUGAGGAUCCUAGCCCCGCACCGAUCCGGCUUGCCGAGAGCGGGUACAUCACGCAGUACCUCGUCGAGCACUUUGGCCACCGCAAGCCCGGCCUCGUGCCGCCACGCUGGAAGCUUGGACGGGAGGGGAAAGUCGGGGGCGAGACGGAGGCGUAUGCGCGGUUCUGGUAUCUGUUGCACUAUGUCGAGGGGAGCUUCUUCCCUGUGAUUGUGCAGUUUAUCCUCAUCAAUAUACUGAAAUCAUCCAACGUCCCCUUCCUGAUCCGCCCCCUUACCUCCCUCGUCGCCUCUAAGAUCUUUUCCCUUGUCAUUUUCCCCAAUGCGCAAAAGCACCUCGCCAUGCUCGAGAACUUUCUCAAGACUGCGCCCGGGGUAUCAGCCGACGGCGGCGGGUUUCUCUGCGGGCCAGAGCUCUCGGCCGCGGAUAUACUCAUCAGUUUCGCGCUCAUCACGGCAGACGCCGAGAAUGCGUGGGACACGAUGGGUAGCUGGCCCGGCGGGUCGGCGAGGGCGGCGCAUCCUAUUCUGUUUGAGUACGUUGAGCGGCUGAAGAGGGAGCCUGGGUAUUUGAGGGUUGUGGAGAAGGUUCAGGAGGUUGAGGGGUGA
Colletotrichum phormii is the source of this 813-nucleotide messenger RNA. RefSeq names its product glutathione S-transferase domain-containing protein. The record is from RefSeq and is a predicted model, not a curated record. The transcript has 3 exons. Bases 1 to 813 code for a protein of 270 amino acids. Lineage: Eukaryota; Fungi; Ascomycota; Sordariomycetes; Glomerellales; Glomerellaceae.